This is a messenger RNA of Vicia faba (fava bean), 1731 nucleotides long. NCBI's taxonomy places the organism in Eukaryota, Viridiplantae, Streptophyta, Magnoliopsida, Fabales, Fabaceae. The record is from the annotation of a GenBank genome assembly.
AUGGCUUACUGCGGCAACCAUGAAGCAACCCAUUCAAACUUGAAUCUCAACAACAGUCCCGAUCCGCGCGCAACUCACGCACGCCUCCUAAAAUCCACCGUCACGGACAUUUCACUAUUCAACAACCUCAUAACACAGUAUUUCAAAUCCAACCUCUCUUCCUACGCUCUCUCCCUCUUCACCCGAAUCCCCUCUCCCAACGUCGUCACAUGGACCGCACUCAUCACCGCACAUUCCAACACUCUCCAUUCCCUCCACCACUUCCUCUCCAUGCUUCGCCAUUCCACCCUCCCUAACCACCGCACCCUCGCGUCUCUCUUCGCCACCUGCGCCUCUCUUUCUUCUAUCUCAUUUGGUCUUUCCCUACACUCUCUCUCCCUCAAACUCGCACUCUCUCACCACCCUUUUCCCGCUUCAUCUCUCCUCACUUUUUACUCCAAAUGCCGACUUCCCAAUCACGCACUCAAAGUGUUCGACGAAACUCCCCAUAGAGAUAAUGUAUCUUACUCCGCUAUCAUUGUUGCUCUCGCUCAGAAUUUUCGGUUUUCGGAUGCUCUUUUUCUCUUUGCUGACAUGAAAUGCCAGGGUUUUUAUUCUACCGUCCAUAGUGUUUCUGGGGCUUUACGCGCCGCUGCGCAGCUUGCUGCACUGGAGCAGUGUAGGAUUAUUCAUGCACAUGCUGUUGUUGCCGGCCUUGAUUCAAAUGUUGUGGUUGGUACUUCUCUUGUUGAUGGGUAUGGUAAAACGGGUCUUGUUAAUGAUGCAAGACGGGUUUUUGAGGAUAAUAUAUAUUGUAUGAAUGUUUUGGGUUGGAAUGCUAUGUUGGCUGGUUAUGCACUACAAGGGGAUUGUCAAUCGACUCUUGAAUUGUUUGAUUCUAUGAAAGGAUAUGGAUUUGUGCCUGAUGAGUAUAGUUUUUUGGCGAUUCUGACAUCUUUGUAUAAUGCUGGGAUGUUUAUGCAGAUCGAUGUGUGGUUGAAUAGGAUGAAAGUGGAGUAUGGUUUGGAACCAACUCUUGAGCAUUAUACGUGUUUGGUGGGGGGAGUGGCCCGUGUUGGACAAUUGGAGCGUGCAGAGAGGAUAGCAUCAACGAUGCCUUUUGAGCCAGAUGCUGCAGUUUGGCGUGCUUUGCUAUCUGCUUGUGCAUACCAUGGUGCGGUUGAUAAAGCUCGGGUUAUGGCUAGGAGGGUGUUAGAACUAGAGCCUCAAGAUGAUUCUGCUUUUGUUAUUGUUGCUAAUGUGUUAUCGUCUGCUGGAAGGUGGGAUGAUGUUGCAGAGUUGAGGAAAAUGAUGAAAGAUAGGAAGGUGAAGAAGAAAGGAGGGAGGAGCUGGAUUGAGGUGCAGGGGAAAGUUCAUGUUUUUGUGGCAGGGGAUUGGAAGCAUGAGAGAUCAGUGGAGAUUUAUCAGAAGUUGGAAGAGCUAAUGGGGGAUAUUGAGAAAUUAGGAUACGUUCCAGUUUGGGAUGAGUUGUUGCAUAAUGUCAGGGAAGAAAAGAGCAAAGACGCUCUUUGGUAUCACAGUGAGAAGUUGGCGGUUGCGUUUGGAGUAUUAUGUGGAUCUAUACCACCUGGUAAGGCAUUAAGGAUUGUGAAGAAUUUGAGGAUUUGUAAAGAUUGUCACGAGGCUUUUAAGUAUAUGACUAGAGUUUUAGAAAGGGAAAUUAUUGUGAGGGAUGUCAACAGAUACCACAGAUUUGUUAAUGGUGAUUGUACUUGUAGAAACAUAUGGUAG